Molecule: messenger RNA, 6099 nt
Organism: Danio aesculapii
Lineage: Eukaryota; Metazoa; Chordata; Actinopteri; Cypriniformes; Danionidae
Gene: lrrc38b
Product: leucine rich repeat containing 38b
Exons: 2
Coding region: 956-1831 (291 amino acids)
Cellular component (GO): voltage-gated potassium channel complex
Molecular function (GO): transmembrane transporter binding; potassium channel activator activity; voltage-gated potassium channel activity
Source: RefSeq, a predicted model, not a curated record
UAUACAGCAAAGACAACACAGGACAAAAGCACUGGAAGUCCAUGAGCCAGCAUGCUGGUAGACUUCCCCCAUUCCUCACACUGGUCUCUAAUCUGCAUGCAGACAACUUCUGUGUGGAUAUUUGGAUUUCCUCACCAUAGCAACAGAGCUGCGAAACCGUGCUGUACAACCUUUCAUCAGACAGAGUCGUGCCUGGGCAUCGCACAGCACGCGGGAGCCAGACCAAAGGGAGACAAGAAGAGAGCGGGGAAGAGGACACCGCUGCACCUCAUUCUCUGUGGGAAUUCUCCUCAUUAGGACCAUGACAGCUCAGUUACAACGGCUCUGAAGUGCCAAGGGUCAUGUUCACAGCCGCCGGUCGAGCAGUCAUUCCAGCGCUCAGCUGAGAGACAAAUGGAGGGAUGCAACAAUUUCACUCUUUGCUCACCAUGAUCGAGCCUCUCUAUGCUGAAUCCUUUUGUGUCAGACCGCCAGGAUUCGAUCAAGCGCGGGUUAAUUGCGAGAGAGCGGCUGGAAAAGCCCCCCUCCUCUUCCACACUGCCAAUCUGUCCGUGCCUCCGGUUUUCCACUCAUUCUGUCUAUAUGGUCUCUGUUUACCUCUGUCUGCUGAUUUCUCCACCCCUUUCCCUCAGUCUCUCAUGCUUUGGCGCUCCCUCCCACAGCUCGCUAUCUCUCCUCCCCUCGUGCCUUCAAAGCCAGCAGUCUGCUCCUCACUCCAGGGCUGCUUGCUACAUGAUCUCUCGGAAAACAGCGUGCACACCUUUCUAGAGUUGCUCCAUGUGCAAGUCUUGAGAUUUCUUGCCCAGGACGGCAGGAUGCUCCUGCGCUGGCACUGAUUCCUCUAUUUCUCUUCUCGACUUCCCCUUCCCCUCCCCUUUCCUCAUCUCCUACCCUCUGACCCUCAUCCCCUUCACCCCUGUCCCUCUUCCCUCUCUUUUCCAUUUCUUUAUUGACCAUGUUGCCAUGUGUCUACCGGCUCCAGCCUGUCCUCGCCUUGCUCUCCUUCACUUUGUUGACUCAAGGGGAAAACUGUCCAGCCACUUGCCUUUGCCCAGACCCUCACACUGUGGACUGUAGUGGGCGCGGACUUACCCGUCUUCCAGAGGAGAUCCCCUUGGACGUGCGGAGGCUGCUGUUGGCGGACAACUGGAUCCCGCGGAUUCCUUCGGACUUCCUUGUGCUCUACAGCGACUUGGUCUACCUGGACCUUCGUAACAACUCACUUUCAAACAUUGAGCCUGGAACUCUUAGCACUUCCUCCAGGCUGGUUUUUCUGGACCUUGGCUGCAACAACCUGACGGAGAUCCCCAAAGGGACUUUUGGAGAGUCAAGGAGCCUAAUUAAGUUGCGCUUGGGCAACAACCCAUACUUGAGCAUGGUGAAUGAAGAUGCUUUCAUGGGUCUUACCUCUUUGCGUGAACUAGAACUAGAACGAAAUGCCCUGUCCGGGCUACAGGUGGGCGCCCUGAGCCAGCUGCCCUCCCUCCGGUUAGUAAGGUUAGAGGGCAACCCUUGGGUGUGCAACUGCAACUUUGCCAACCUGUUCACCUGGCUGGUGGAAAACAGUCACAAGCUUCCCAAUGGUAUAGAUGGUAUGGAGUGCUCUUUGCCCACGGAUGGACGCCGCGUGCCUCUAAGCCAGCUCUCCCAGGACAGUUUUCGGGAGUGCCAGAUCACCCUCACCCUCACCGAUUUCCUCAUCAUCAUCUUCUCGGGCAUCUCCGUCUCAGUGGCCGCCAUCAUGGCCAGCUUCUUCCUGGCAUCCACCGUCCACUGUUUCCAGCGCUGGAGCAAGGGCACUAAAGGAGAUGAGGAGGAGAGUGAAGAAUGAGGCAUGAGAAUGACCUUCAGUAUGAUUCAGAGCUGCUAGAUCUUGACACGAGUUCAACAAACAGCACGAGUGAACGGACACCAGGUAGAACUUGAGCAGAAAUAACUCGAGUGCUAAUAAAUAUGGACGCGGUUCCCUCACAAUCAAAGGAUAGCAAGCCUUAGUAUGCACAACUUCCAGGGAUUUACGUGUUAAAGGAAAUUCCUCGAGAUCUUGUCCUGCAGUAUAGUUCUCAGUGUCGUUGUCUGUAGAGUUUCUUCCUUUGUGUAGUCAAUAUAAAGUUAGCAAAUUAAACCGUGCUACUUGUUGAUUGUGCCAAAUUAGCACAGGUAGGCAGCGAUGGUUCAGACGAGCACUGAUGAUGAAGAACAGUGAUAUGAAGUCAUGCAAGGUGAGUCAGAAGUCAAACGAUUCUGCUUUAUCCAGCCAAGUGUUCAUGACGGAAGCCAUUUUCCUUCCAUUUUGGCUGGAAUAUGAGCUAAGAGAGAUUUCAGAAAGCCUCACCUGAGAUUACAAGUUUAGAAUAGAGCUUCUUGUUAAUAGUCGUGUCAAAUGCCGCACUUUAAAAUGGUCCUACCUAAGUUAGACUGGCCCUCAAACCACCAGGUUACACUGGUUCUGUCCAGAUCUGCCAAAGAACGCUUCGACUGAGGGUUUUCAAAUAUAGAUUUAUUUUUCUUUAAAGAAAGUCUGUGAUCUUAGCAAAGAUUGCAUUUAUUUCGCGUAAUUAUGGUAAUACUCAUAUAUUUACCCUUAAUGUGACUAAAGACAAUAUCUAUGAGAUGGAAAUAAGUACAUACUACAGAUGUCAUUGUAUUAUUCAUGUCUUAAAGGUGUAUUUGAAUAAGAUAUACAGUAGGCCCAAAAUGUAUUUUGACAUUUGAAGUCAAGCACACGCAUUGCCAUUGUCAAUACCUAACAAAAAAAUCAACAAAUCAACACAUUAAAGGUGCUGCAAGUAAGUUUUUGACUCUUCUAAAGUAUAAAAAUACCAUAAUAUGUUUGUAGAUAUUUAGGAAACAUGCCAAGUGAACAUACUUGUUUAUUUGAAAAACAAUGCUGAAGUCAGUUAUUCUGCUUUGAAAAUGGACGUUCUGUGCCAGAGCGAUGUCUUUGUUUUGGAAACUUUAACCCACCCAAUGCCAGUUUAGCCAAUUAUAUUUCAGCACCCUGGGUUGCCUUGGUAGAAAAUAGCGUAAUUUAUUCAGAAAGGGUCUCAAAGCAUGUGUCCGUGACCGAAAUGCGACCUCCAGUGGACAGUAGCAGACUCCGAAAUGAGACGCUGAUUCAGAGUUCCACAUGAGGUUUUUAAUUAGCAAAUAAUAUAAAUAUUAUGAGCAUAAACAUAAGGUGGGCAGGUUACAUUGUUACCCCGUGUCCUAACAACACGCUACGUGACAAAAUUUGCAGUGAAAAGAAAUUUGGCUGUUUGCAUCAGACAAAACACAACAGAAAUUUAAAUUCAGCCAUUCAGAAGCACAGAAUAUGCAGUUACUCACGAGAUGGUAAGGUUUAUUAUCUAUUUAAUACAUAUUAAACCCCUUUAACAUUAUUAAAUGCACAUUGUUAGCAUUUAACUGAAUAAAGCACAUGAGGUGUACCUGAGGUGAUCAUUGUCAGAUUUCUGUUGUUCACCUGUGAGAAAUAGAAGUCGUUUCCAAUAUAUCAAUUUGAGGUGUUGGUUAGAACAAAAACUCCUUUUAAUAUGGAAAAUAUUUCUUCUAUCGCAUGUCGUUGCUUUUACAUAGAACACGAUUUAAAUCAGCCUUUAGGUUCGAUCGUCAGACUCAGUCCUUUUGGUCCUCAAUCUGGCAACCUGCGCUUGCAUUUGUUUUGAUCCAGGAACACAAUACCUAGUUCAACCACUGGGUGUCAAACUUACAUACUGCACCUUUAAAUGAAAAUGAAAUCAAAGUGGCUACAUAAUUGAAACAAUAACAAGUUGUUCUCAUUGCUGAAUUUGUAAGUAUGACUUUAAUGUCCAAAUAUAUUAUUGAGGUCGCUGUAUAUUUAUGUGUCUUCGGAUUGCUGUCUAGUGUCGACUUAAAAUAAUACAGUGUAUAACUUAAUGGCAUACAUAUCUGUUCAUAAUGUCGAUCCCAUCAAUUCUGUUUAUUCCAUGAACAUGAUUCUGUCAGUAGACAAAAUAGUGGGGGAAACAAUAUUCGAAUGUCACAAAAAGACAUUUGAUUGUUUUUGGUUUCCUUUACCAAAACUUCUGUCAGUCUUGCUUCUUUCAUAUCCUUAUUUGAAAGGGCUUCAUUCGUACUUAUAAUUAAUUUGUUAAAAUAUCUGGCACAAUUUUAGCAAUUAUAUCCCAUUAUUUCUGAACAUCCUCCUUUCCAGAUCCUCUAGAUGUGCUAUUUUGAGAAUAUAAAGCUUUCUUUUUUCCCAGACAGGUAUCACAACUUCAUUUUUGCAGUGCAUGAAUAAUUAAAUGGAUGUGUGAAAUGAAGCAGACAGUGUGCUAGCCUUCAGACAUGUUGGGGAUGAAGAAAGGGGAAAAAAAAGGAUUGGAAAGCUGUCUUAUUUUAUAAUCAUUUUAUUCUGCUCACGCAUCCUCAGCCAUCGUAUUUUGUUGGAUGUAAGCACGAGCGCAUAUUAAUGCAAUGUAAAUGUUGUAGUGUCAGGACACGGUUGACCCAUAUGCACAAUCUAAUCUUUCAAAGCUAGACUGUAGCAUGGUAUCAUCAGCAGAACUCAAAUAUUUGCAGCUAUAAUAUUUGUCAUAUUGAAUGACUUCAUAUGUUUUUUCCCUCUUCAAAUAGCUGUUCAUGCAACCACAAAAUCCAGUACAUUUAUCAAUAUGUGUGUAUUUGCAAGUGAAAAUGAGGUAUUAUCUUUAACUAUUCUAAUUAUAAUCGAAUGUUAUAGACAUUUACGAUGCCAUGAUUAUAAUGUUGUUGAGUAAUGAUGUCAGUUAUAGGCUGAUCUCUCCAUGGUUUCCUGCUGAAAUUUCCAAUGGGUUUUCUAUAAUUAGCUUUUUGAUUUUGCACAAUGAAUUUAUUUAAAAAUGAUAAUAAAAUAAAUAAAAAAGCAUUUUUGUUCCACGAUAUAAACUAUACAGUUUAAACUGUGGAAGCUCAUUUCCACCAUAGAAUAAAACUAACACAAUUUAUAUAUUGUGAUUCUUCAAUUUAUCUCACAUUUUAAAGAAGAAUGCAUGAGAUAAACUCACAAAUCUGAGAAAAAAAAGUGAGAUUUGGGAGAUCUUUUAAAAAUAGUGUAGAAAAAUAUAGAACCUCAAAUAUAGAACCAAAUAUAAAAACUAUGUAUGACUAGGCAGGGUGUGGCAUCAAUUGGAGCAGAGGAGGGACCAAACAAAGGAACAAGCAGCUGCUUCCUGCAGAAAGACACAGAACACUUCCCAAAAAUAAAAAGAGCAGUAUUAAUACAUAAAGGGACAUAACAGCAAUGUAACUACAUUUAUAAUGUGCUAAAAUGUUUUAUAUUUAUAUGUAAAUAUAUAGAAAAAUAUAGAAAUAUAUCUCAGUUCUAACUUUCUCACAACUCUUACCUCUUCACAGUUACUAGUUAAUAACUGCAAGAUGUUAACUAAAUUCUGAGAGGAGUGAUUUUUUUUUUCAUUGUUUAUUCAGUGGAACAAAAAAAAUCCCUUACAAAUAUCAAAUGUGAAAAAAAGAAAGUAUUUUAAAACCAUACAUUAAUAUAUGAAGUCAAUCAUUGUAUAAGCGCUAUACAAGUAAAGGUGAAUCACAUGUAACAUAAGCAUCUUAUUUAAAGUCAAUAAAUCAAAAUCUGCUGACUCAUUUGAAAUUCCUAAGGGAAACCUUGAAGGAAAAGCUGUUAAUUGAAAAGCUGUUCUACAAACAAAACAGCAGCUGAUUUCUCACAGAUCAUUGCACAUGACAGAAUGCAUCAGAUUUGCAGAAUCAAUACUUUCCUUCAAUGUCUAAAAGAGCAAGUCCAAUAUAGCGUGUUCACUGCUGUACCGUCUGUUUCUGAAUGCGGUAUAUGUGUCGCUGCCCAGAGCUCCAGCAUCAGUCAUAUCAACUGUCACACUGAGCGAUGUAGUAAAGAUGUGUGUUGCAUCAUAGCGUGCAGUAUAUUUGUUCUCAGUCUUAACUGAACACCACGUAUACCUAGAAAACCAACUACUAUGUAGUUAUAGUGCAACGAAAGUGAGGGGGAAAAUAAAGGUUUUUCCUGCAUGACCCAAUGGCGACAUCAUCCAGUACUUUGUUUUUUACUCCAUAUGGCAGUGCACUGUUGAUGAAAUACAAUAUAAUAUUAAACAGUAAACUAUU